Spizellomyces punctatus DAOM BR117 is the source of this 381-nucleotide messenger RNA. RefSeq lists its product as uncharacterized. The transcript is spliced from 3 exons. The record is from RefSeq and is a predicted model, not a curated record. Lineage: Eukaryota; Fungi; Chytridiomycota; Chytridiomycetes; Spizellomycetales; Spizellomycetaceae. Gene Ontology annotation, molecular function: peptidyl-tRNA hydrolase activity. Bases 1 to 381 code for a protein of 126 amino acids.
AUGUCAUCCCCACAACCGCCCAAUCACGUUGACAAUUCACCACAUACAACGGACCCUCCACAACCGGAGCCCCUGACAGUGUUUAUAGCCCUACGCAAGGAUCUACAAAAGGAUCUUGGAUGGCCGACUGGGAGUAUAGUGACGCAGGCUUGCCAUGCAAGUACGGCGGUAAUAUGGAGAUGGCGAGAAGACCCGGACGUAGUAGAAUACUUGGGUGAUCUCGAGCGAAUGCAUAAAGUAACUUAUGAGGUACUGCGUUACACGUUUAUUGUUGCCAGAAGCCAUGAACUAAAUGAAGUGAAUGCAAAGCUCAAAAAUGCCAACCAUCUCGAGAAAGUUUGCUCCUUGUUUGAUGCCCAUGGAAUCGUACACCACAAGUAA